AUUUCGUAAGCUGUUGCAAAACCUAACAGAAUUAAGAUAUCUUCAUCUGAAAUAUGUGAAUAUGUCUUCAGUCGAAGCUAAUUCUUUGGUAAACCUAUCUUCUUCAUUGAUAUCGCUCAGGCUUGAUCACUGUUCGCUACAGGGCGAGUUCCCAAAUGAUAUUUUCCACCUUCCUUUCCUCCAGGAGCUACGUUUAUCAGGAAAUGAGGAUCUCUUUGGUCGUUCACCAAAAUCAAACUGGAGUAGUCCCCUCAGGUUUUUGGAUCUCUCUUCAACACUUUUUUCAGGAAUGUUGUACGACACAAUUGGUAAUCUAAUAUCAUUGAAUGAGCUGGAUCUUUCUUACUGCCAGUUCAUAGGAUCACUUCCAACAUCACUUUGGAACCUUACGGGACUCACUUUUUUGAAUUUGGGUUUCAAUAAUUUUUCUGGUCAAGUCUCAGGAUUGUUAUCAAACCUUGGCCAACUCAAUUAUUUAAAUCUUGAUGAGAACAAGUUUUCAGGCGAGUUUCCGGAUGUUUUUGGUAACCUCAGCAAGUUAAUUGUUGGAUCUGCUAAUGCAAAUAAUUUCACUGGUUAUUUGCCUCCGUCAGCAUUCAAUCACAUUCAACUUUUAGAAUUGGAUUUAUCCGAUAAUCAAUUCGAGGGCCACAUUCCACAGGUAUUUUGAAAAAUCUGAAGCUAUGAUGCGUGGAGAUAAAGGUAGUCCUGAAGUUGAUUACAUGGGGGUAUAUGACGGACGAUAUGCGCCGCCGGGAGCUUUUGAGUAUUAUUCAAUGGUUUUGGUGGUUAAAGGAGUUACUAUGGAAAUUGAGAGAAUUCUAUCCAUUUUAGCAGCCAUGGAUUUGUCAAACAACCAAUUCCGAGGAUCGAUUCCAGAAAUAGUUGGAAAGUUCAACUCACUCGAACUUCUUAACUUUUCUAACAACAACCUUAUUGGUCAUAUUCCAUCAUCAUUGGGAAAUUUGACAAAACUUGAAUCAUUGGAUCUGUCUUCAAAUAGGCUUGUUGGAGAGAUUUCCAAACAAUUGGCAAGUUUGACAUCUCUUGCAGUGUUAAAUCUUUCAUACAAUCAGCUUGCGGGACCUAUACCUAAAGGAUCUCAGUUUAAUACAUUUUCAAAUGAUUCAUACGUUGGAAACUUGGGAUUGUGUGGAUUUCCAAUGUCAAAAGAAUGUAGCAGUGA
Messenger RNA from Pistacia vera, 1186 nucleotides. Its product is annotated as receptor-like protein 53. The coding region runs from base 62 to 670 and encodes 202 amino acids. Lineage: Eukaryota; Viridiplantae; Streptophyta; Magnoliopsida; Sapindales; Anacardiaceae. The transcript is spliced from 2 exons. Gene Ontology annotation, molecular function: protein binding. The record is from RefSeq and is a predicted model, not a curated record.